GGGCCUGGCCCAUAAUAUCGUGCAGAAGGUCUUUCUAGUUUCUACCAUGAGCUUUCCGCAUCCUCAGUGGAAGGUAUCUGUAUCUGUAUGGCGAGCAGUGCGAUGCAGCGGUGCGGCAUAGCAGCCACUGCAAGGUGGUUGAUGGCGUCCUCGACGGCGUCUGGAGGAGUAGCUUUACCUACGGUGUGCGGGCGAGGUGACAAGAAGACGAAGAAGGGGAAGAGAUUCAAGGGAUCGUACGGUAACGCUAGGCCGAAGAAGGAGAAGAUGAUAGAACGCAUCAAGGACAAAGUCGAAGUCCCCAGGUCCACUCCUUGGCCUCUCCCUUUCAAGCUCAUUUGACUGCUGCAUCUACUUUCUAGGGUUUUGAAUUAUGUUCUUCCUGCUUUGGGGUAACAAUAAGUAAAUUACUAGAUUAGCCUCAUAUCCGUGUGAGGGAGGUUCGGGUAUGAGAAGCACAUUUCCUUCGUCCGCCGCGUCGCCAGGUCCAGCUUCGUCGUUCGCUGCUGCUAGCUUCUCCGCGUCACAUUGUUGCUCCCUCUCCUUCAUACUCUGCUCGUUCGAAGGGUACCAAAGAUUAGUUAAUUUUUCUUGCUUACUUUUUUUUUUUUAAUCAGUUCAUAAAAAAAUGUGAUUUGGUUAAUUUAGUUUUUAAUGUGUUCAGAAUGAUUUAGUAAAGAAACAAUUAGUUAAUUUUGUGUAUGUUUUGAGCUAUGAUAUCUUAUAAUAUGUCGUCUGUCGCUCUCCCUCAAA
Molecule: messenger RNA, 753 nt
Organism: Arachis ipaensis
Lineage: Eukaryota; Viridiplantae; Streptophyta; Magnoliopsida; Fabales; Fabaceae
Product: 30S ribosomal protein S31
Biological process (GO): plastid translation
Cellular component (GO): ribosome; plastid
Source: RefSeq, a predicted model, not a curated record